Cadophora gregata is the source of this 1809-nucleotide messenger RNA. It is a transcript of the gene ERG4, whose product is annotated as C-24(28) sterol reductase. The coding region runs from base 1 to 1809 and encodes 602 amino acids. Gene Ontology annotation, molecular function: Delta24(24-1) sterol reductase activity. Gene Ontology annotation, biological process: ergosterol biosynthetic process. Gene Ontology annotation, cellular component: endoplasmic reticulum membrane. Lineage: Eukaryota; Fungi; Ascomycota; Leotiomycetes; Helotiales; Ploettnerulaceae. The transcript has 3 exons. The record is from RefSeq and is a predicted model, not a curated record.
AUGUCGGAACGAUAUUCGUUGCGCCAAACUCCAAAAAAGACGGAGCAUCUCGGGUUCGUUGAGACGCCGCGCGCUCGCAGACCGUACAACCGCCGCAAGUCACAGUUCCCUGAAGACGAGGGCGACGAUUCUUCCUCUGCGACAGACAACUCUUCUGCCAAAGUCCCAUCGACGAGAUCGAGAACACCGAGUCGAAAGGUCAGUAUGGUGAAAGAAGCUACGACCAAUGGGCACGCCACCAAUGGUCAUGCCAACGGUGGUGCUGCAACAAAUGGACAUGCGAAUGGAAGUAUGAAUGGGUACGGAACCAUCAAUGGAGGGGCCAAUGGACACGUCAACGGUGCAGCGAACGGAGUGGCGAAGAAGACAGACACCGAGAAUAAGGUUGUUGAUGGGUGGGAGGUUGGGAAGGAUCCGAAGAUCGACUAUUCUGGACAUUUCGACUUUGGCGGCUCCUUUGGUGUCACAGCCAUGAUGAUUGGCUUCCCGCUCCUCAUGUACUACAUGUGGAUCGGAGCCACGUUCUACGAUGGCAAGCUCCCGCGCCCGGCUGAGGGAGAGUCGUUGGGCGAGUUCUUCAGACAUAUGGGAAAUCUUGUCUACGAAUAUGCCUUCCCUUCCGCGUACGCAUGGACUCUCUACUGGACUUUUUUUGUUUUCGAGGGUGCUUGUUUUUGUCUCCUCCCGGGUAUCUGGACUUAUGGCAAGCCAUUGCCUCAUAUGGGGGGCAAGCAGCUCCCGUACUACUGUUCGGGUGUCUGGUCUUUUUACACAACAAUCGCCGUCAUGGCUACCCUUCACUGGACUGGUCUUUUCAAGCUUUAUACCAUCAUUGAUGAGUUUGGACCUAUCAUGUCGGUUGCAAUCUGCUCCGGCUUCUUGGUAUCGUUCAUUGCAUACUUCUCUGCAUUGGCUCGUGGUGCCCAGCACCGAAUGACUGGCUAUCCUCUGUACGAUUUCUUCAUGGGUGCCGAAUUGAACCCUCGUCUAUUCGACAUUUUGGAUUUCAAGAUGUUCUUCGAAGUUCGUCUUCCAUGGUAUAUUCUCUUUGGAAUCUCCUGUGCAACUGCCGCCCGUCAAUAUGAGCAAUUUGGCCAUGUUACAGCCGAGGUCUGGUUCUUGGUUAUGGCUCACUUCCUGUACGCCAAUGCAUGCUCCAAGGGAGAGGAGUGCAUCCCUACCACAUGGGACAUGUACUACGAGAAAUGGGGCUUCAUGUUGAUUUUCUGGAACUUGGCUGGUGUGCCUUUGACUUACUGCCACUGCACCAUUUACCUGGCCAACCAUUUGGAUACCGUCAACAGCUACCCCUUCCGAAUCCCACUCCUCGUCCUUCUGUUCACUUCCUAUCUGUUCAUGUACUGGGUCUGGGACACCACCAAUUCGCAAAAGAACCGCUUCCGUUCGCAAGAGCGUGGAACCCUCACCGAGAGAAAGGCUUUCCCUCAGCUCCCAUGGCAAACAGUCAAGAACCCCCGUACCAUCAAGACCAAAUCGGGAGACUCAAUCCUCGUCGAUGGAUGGUACGGUUACGCCCGCAAGAUCCACUAUACUUGUGACGCUUACUUCGCAGUCACCUGGGGAUUAAUCACCGGAUUCAACAGCCCUUUCCCCUGGUUCUAUCCUGUCUUCUUCUCUUGCAUGAUUGUCCACCGCGCGUAUAGGGAUAUCCAGCGCUGUAGAGUGAAGUAUGAGGAGUCGUGGACGGAGUAUGAGAAGUUGGUUCCGUAUUUGUUCAUUCCUGUAAGUUCGGAUGUCCUGAUCUUUUACCAGAAGGGCGAAGCUGACUUGCCGAAGUACAUCUUUUAA